CACUUUUUUCCCUCUCAAAUACGGUUUCUUUCUGGCGCUCCCAAUUCUCUCUCAAAAAUUUCUAGGGUUUCAAUAUUUAAACUCCCCCCACCUCUCUUCCGAUCUCAAUCGAUUCAACCCUCUCACAGUUCCGGCCAACCGAACCCCUUCAAUUUUCCGGCGAUGGACGUGAGGCUAACGGAGGGGGCGAUACUGAAGAUCACGACGGACGACCGUGACGGGCAGUAUAGGCCCAUCCUGCAAGUGCUCGACGUGAAGCAGAUCCACGCACAGAUCGGCGGCGGCGCGGACAAGGAGCGCUACAGGCUGGCCUUGUCCGAUGGGUCCCACACCCAGCAGGGGAUGCUGGCCACUCAGCAGAACUUCCUGGUUCGGCAGGGUCACCUCCAGAAGGGCUCCGUAGUCCGCCUCAACGAAUACACCUGCGCGCCCGUCCGAGGCCGCCAGAUCAUCAUUGUAGUCUCAUUGGAUGUGCUAGUUAAUACAUGUGAAAUCAUUGGACAGCCUGCCACAUAUUCGAAUGCACAGUCCCCAGCUACAAUACCUGGAAAUGCCCAAUCUCUUAACAGCAGUGCUCGUGUGGCGGGUCAUGAAACUAUGACUGAGGCGACUCCCCAACAACCUAGAUUGAAUCAAUCAUAUGGUGGUUCUUAUUCUGGUAGUGCUGACCCAGGAAGAUAUGCUACAAUGAGUACAGUUCCCAAUCACCCUAGACCAGAGACUGGUUCUGGUUUUGCUGGGUUAGCACCAGUAAGUGGGUCAUAUGCUGGUCAGAACACAGGUUUACGCAGCCCCAUAUCCCAGGUUCCACCUCCACUUCAAAAUUCUUAUGCUCAGCCACCUCAGCCGACUUAUCAACAGUCGCACUCAAAUUCUUAUGCCCGCCCGCCUCAGGCAACUUAUCAACAGCCACCUCCAAGUUCUUAUGCACGCCCACCUCAGCCAACUCAUCAACAGCCACCUCCAUUAUAUAGUAAUAGAGGACCAGUUGCCAAAAAUGAAGCUCCUGGUAUAAUAGUACAAAUUUGUGCUCUGAAUCGAUACCUAAAUAGGUGGACAAUUAAGGCUAGAGUGACGGCUAAAUCAGAACUCAGGUCCUACACCAAUGCACGUGGUGAGGGGAAAGUAUUUAAUUUUGAUCUUAUUGAUUCUUCUGGCGAAAUUCGUGUAACCUGCUUUAAUCCAGUGGCAGAAGAGUUCUACAAUUUGAUUGAAGUUGGUAAGCUUUACAUGAUCUCAAAGGGUAGUGUGAAGGCAGCUGUAAGGAAAUUCAACCACCUCAACAACGAGUUUGAAAUUCAAUUGGACACCACUUCAACAAUACAGUUAUGUUUUGAGGAUGAUGGCUCAAUUCCACAGCAGCGGUUCAAUUUUCGGCCAAUAAGUGAUGUUGAAGGCUUGGGGAACGACAUUAUUGUGGAUAUAAUAGGUGUGGUAACAUUCAUCAGUCCUGCCGCUUCAAUAAGGACGAAAAACGGUGAGACACAAAAGAGAACUCUCCAGUUGAAGGAUAUGUCUUGUCGUAGCGUUGAAGUAACUCUCUGGGGCAAUUUGUGCAAUGUAGAAGGGCAAAAACUUCAAAGUAUGUGUGAUUCUGGGUUAUUUCCAGUGCUAGCUGUUAAAGCUGGUAGAGUCAAUGACUUCAAUGGCAAGGGGGUGGGGACCAUGGCUACUAGUCAGCUCUUUAUAGAGCCCAAUAACUCUCAAGCUGAUGAGGUGAGGGAAUGGUUUGACAGGGAAGGAAGGAAUUCCCCAUGUGUCUCUAUCUCCAGGGGAACAGCAAGUGUGGGAAGAAAUGAUAUCCGAAAGACUAUAUCCCAGAUUAAAGAUGAGAAGCUAGGGACUUCUGAGAAGCCAGAUUGGAUCACAGUCAGUGCUACUGUCAUAUUUAUAAAGAGUGAUAACUACUUCUAUGCCGCAUGCCCGCUCAAGGUAGGGGAGCGGCAAUGCAACAAAAAGGUUAUAAAUGAUGGAGAUGGGACAUGGCGGUGUGAAAGAUGUGAGCAGUCCAUAGAACAGUGUGACUUCAGAUAUAUACUCAACUUACAGAUACAAGACCAUACUGGCAUAGCAUGGGUAACUGCAUUUCAGGAGGCUGGUGAAGAAAUGAUGGGUAUAACUGCAAAAGAUUUUCAUUAUUUGAAACAUGAAAAGCAGGAUGAAGAUAAAGUUGCAGAAAUCAUACGAAGGGUCUUGUUUACUGAAUUUGUUUUCAAGUUGAAAAUAAAGGAGGAGACUUUUAGUGAUGAGCAGCGUGUGAAAUCAACAAUUGUCAAAGCAGAUAAAGUUAGUUUCUCUUCAAAAUCUAGAUUUCAUUUAGAUCUGAUGGAUAAACUUAAAAAUGGGGAAACUGCAAUACCUUGUGCUGGGAUGAACAAUACUGAAGUGGGGAGCUCUGCAAUUAGACAACAUACACCAGCUGUGAAUGCUAGUUACAGUACCAAUGCUGCCAAUGCUGGUAGAGAGUUUGGAGCACCAGCAAAUCAAGUACAUGUUGGAAGCCAGUAUAUUAGUCCUAGGGUUCCUUCAACCGGCUCUGCUGGUUUGUAUCCUACCUGUAACAUCUGUGAAGGUACAAGCCAUAAUUCUUUGAACUGCCCAAAUGUUAUGAAUGGCCCAGGACAGUCAUCAGGAGGGGGUUACACCAAUAGUAGGCCAGUUGCCAGUAAUUCUGGUGAAUGCCAUAAAUGUCACCAACCUGGGCACUGGGCGAAAGACUGUCCUAGCUCGAACCAUCUUCCAGCUUAUGGAAGUAGUGGAGUCCAGCCGGGCAGAUAUGGAGUUUCAAAUCAAAGGGUCAGCUAUUGAAGUUGUUCAGUCACCAUCAGUUCCUAGCUGUUUGAUUUGCUUCUUAGUUCAGCUAUGUUGGAGCUGGGUGGUACUUUUGGCACUCAUUUGAAGCAGUCUUCCCAAGCUUCAGAAUCAUGCUUUUGAAAGAGAAGUUUUUUGAGUACAGGCUCUUAUCAUUUCUGUAAUAUGUCUGCUGGGGAUCUCAUUCGGGGUUAGUCAUGCAGUUGCUUUUCUUAGUGCUAGCAGUCUCGGAGCAACUUGCUCCUGUCAGGAAAUGCGUUUUGUACAAACUAUUCCGGUUGGGACAGAUGUAGAACUAGCAUAAUUUUGAAGUUACUUCCAUAAAUCUGCCGCAUUUCUGAAUCUGACUCAUGGGAUUCUAUAUUGUAUGCACAAAACUGCCACAAUCUUGAAGA
Molecule: messenger RNA, 3206 nt
Organism: Rosa rugosa (rugosa rose)
Lineage: Eukaryota; Viridiplantae; Streptophyta; Magnoliopsida; Rosales; Rosaceae
Product: replication protein A 70 kDa DNA-binding subunit E
Exons: 2
Coding region: 163-2808 (881 amino acids)
Biological process (GO): double-strand break repair via homologous recombination; meiotic cell cycle; DNA replication
Cellular component (GO): DNA replication factor A complex; nucleus
Molecular function (GO): damaged DNA binding; single-stranded telomeric DNA binding; zinc ion binding
Source: RefSeq, a predicted model, not a curated record